Messenger RNA from Epinephelus lanceolatus (giant grouper), 12606 nucleotides. RefSeq names its product leucine rich repeat and Ig domain containing 3b (gene lingo3b). Lineage: Eukaryota; Metazoa; Chordata; Actinopteri; Perciformes; Serranidae. Gene Ontology annotation, molecular function: protein binding. Gene Ontology annotation, cellular component: plasma membrane. The record is from RefSeq and is a predicted model, not a curated record.
AGAGAGAGAGAGAGAGAGAUGAAAAGCAUGCUAAGCGAGAGAGAGGCGCUCACACUGAAGGAGGCAGAGGCAACAGCUACAGCAACAGCACGCUCCUUCCCCAUCCUCCCUCUCUUCUCUCAUAAUCCCACAUCCACGCCGGGGGAGAUGGAGGGCGCCCUGACCCGCUGAGGAGCUCUGUCUGAAGGAGAGGACAAUUUCACAUGAGCCCCCCCCCUCCUGUGAGCGCCCAGAUCAUAUUUUUGGGACAAUAACCAACAAGGAGUGAAAGGAGGUGUGUACACAAACGAGCCUGCCGGCGGGAGGGAGGGAGGGCGCAGGAGAGAAAAGAGGGGGAUGAGUGGCAGGUUCGGUACAGCUGCUGAUGCCAGGGUCUGAGAGUGAGACAGACUGAGGAACGGAGGGCUGGCACGUGUGGAGCGGGGUCGGCAACUUGUGGGCCAAGAGGAUAGGAAAAUAGAUUCACAUACGCACACAGCUGGACAGAUGAGGAGGCAUCAGGGACCACGCUUCAGUCCUGGGUGCAUGGUGCACUGACCCUGCCUGCGACAGGCGAGGAGUCAGAGGACCAGGGCCAUGAUUGGCUCUCCUGGCCCUGGUGGGCGUGCCUUAGUGCCAUGGCCGAGGGUGUGGCAGUGGGUCCUGGCUGCUUCUCUGGUUGCCGUAAUAACCGUGACGCUGCCAGGAAGUAGCCAGGCCUGCCCGCCACGGUGCGAGUGCUCGGCUCAGCUGAGGUCAGUGUCGUGCCAGCGGCGGCGGCUCACAAACAUCCCAGAGGGCAUCCCCACCGAGACACAGCUUCUGGACCUCAGCAAGAACCGGCUCCGCUGGGUGCAGUCAGGCGACCUGGCACCGUACCCGCGACUGGAGGAAGUGGACCUCAGUGAGAACCUCAUCGCCACAUUAGAGCCCAAUGCCUUCGCCACCCUCCAGAGUCUUAAAGUGCUGAAGUUAAGGGGGAACCAGCUGAAGCUAGUGCCCAUGGGGGCUUUUGCCAAGCUGGGCAAUCUGACCAGUCUGGACCUGAGUGAGAACAAGAUGGUGAUUUUAUUGGACUACACCUUCCAGGAUCUGAGGAGUCUGAAACAUUUGGAGGUGGGAGACAAUGACCUGGUUUAUAUCUCCCACAAGGCGUUCUCAGGGCUGCUGGGGCUGGAAGAUCUCACAAUAGAGCGCUGCAACCUGACAUCCAUCUCCGGCCAGACGCUGUCUUACCUGCGCAGCCUGGUCACCCUUCGCCUCCGUCACCUCAGCAUCAUCGCCCUGGAGGACCAGAACUUCCGCAAGCUCUCCAACCUGCGGGGUCUGGACAUCGAUCACUGGCCGUACCUUGAGUACAUUUCCCCUCUAAGUUUCCAGGGCCUGGACCUCCACUGGCUCUCCAUCACCAACACCAACAUCACCUCCGUCCCCUCCGCUUCCUUCAAGAACCUGGUGCACCUCACCCACCUCAACCUGUCGUACAAUCCCAUCACCACACUAGAGCCCUGGGCCUUCAAAGACCUGCUGAGGCUGAAGGAGCUCAUCAUGGUAAGCACAGGGUUGACGACAGUGGAGCUCCACGCCCUCGGAGGCCUUCGACAGAUCCGGGUCCUCAACUUUUCCUCCAACGACCUGCAGACUUUGGAAGAGGGCUCCUUCCACUCUGUCAACAGUCUGGAGACCCUCAGAGUGGAUGGGAACCCCCUGAUGUGUGACUGCCGUCUGUUGUGGAUCCUGCAAAGACGCAAGACCCUCAACUUUGACGGCAGAGUGCCCGUGUGUGCGGGGCCGGUGGAAGUGCAAGGGGUCAGCCUCAGCACCUUCACCGAUUCUGCACUCUUCGAUCACUUUACAUGCCAGAAACCUAAGAUACGCAACCGUAAGCUGCAGCAGGUAAUAGCGCGUGAGGGCCAACCGGUGAGUUUUCUGUGUCGAGCUGAAGGAGAACCUGCACCUGCUAUUGUCUGGAUUUCCCCACAGCGCAGACGGAUCACAGCCAAGAGUUCAGGGCGCAUUACUGUUCUCCCUAGUGGCACCCUGGAGAUCCGCUACGCCCAGCUUACUGACAGCGGAACAUACAUCUGCAUUGCCAGUAACGCCGGAGGCAAUGAUACCUACUUCGCCACACUCACAGUGCGUGGCCAGCCGCUAGAUGCCGCCUCAGCCUUCUUUCUCAACCGCUCACUGUACAGCGGCGAGUUCUUCAACGACACAAAUCUGAACAGCACGCGCGUUUUCCUCAAGUUCACCUUGGACCUGACCACCAUCUUGGUCUCCACGGCAAUGGGUUGCAUCACCUUCCUGGGGGUGGUCCUCUUCUGUUUCCUGCUGUUGUUCGUGUGGAGCCGGGGACGCGGCCAACGCAAGAACAACUUCACAGUGGAGUACUCCUUCCGGAAAUCUGAACCCGCCACUGGCGGCUCCUCAGGAGGGACCAGGAAGUUCAACAUGAAGAUGAUAUGAAACAACGCAGCCAGGGGUCCCUCGGGGGAGGCAUGAGCACGUCCCAAAAACGUGUUUGACACACGCAAACACACACAGCCACUGACUCGCAAAGAAGUGUGAAAGCACAAUAUAAGUUCCUGUCUAUGGCUCCAUUCAAAAUUGAGCGCCCACAUUAAAACUGGAGCCAUGGCUUGAUUUGAUUUGAUUUGAUUUGUGAAUGAAAACAAAACGACCCUGAUCUCUCUGCCUCUCAGUGAUUUUAUUCAGCUUGUGGUGAAAAACCAUGUGAAUGACACGGUAAAGAACUACAGCAUUGACAGAUUUAAGAGCUACUUGUGGUCCAUGCUUAACAAGAAUAAUCGAUUCAAGAAUUAUAGGAGUUAAGUUUUUGAAAUUGGCAUGAUUACUAAGCUGUGGGAUGCUGGUAGCCCUGUCUCUCUGUUACAUUACUGAGAUAAUGAAAAAAAAAAAAGAUUUCCUCUUUCAUUUAAAUUUCCCUUUACUGUAUUCUGUGCAGUCUGGGAUUUUAAAAGAAAUGUGAUGCGGGGAGAUCUGACUACCAUCCAUUUAUAGCAUCUGUAGCUAUGCUCCUCUAAAGUCUGCCGUGUUAAGAAUCAUGUAGAAAUGCAGCUGAGAGUUAAGUUGUUCAAACCUUCAAAUAAAACAAAUUGUUUUGAAAAACAGUUUGAAUAUGUUUUUCUAUCGAGCAUGUAACAGCCUCCUUAAUCUAAUCUGACCACGGCUGAACAGUGAGGAGGGUUCUUCAUUAGCAUUAUCAUACAUCAUUUGUUUUAAUGAACAAAAGCUUAAUGGAUGUAAAAUACAAUCUGAUAAUAACACCUGAUAAGAAGCAAAAUGGAUUUGGACAGAAGAUUCGGCCUUUUUCUUCUUUGUGAGAUUUUGCGACAACGUUAGCUGUGUGAGUUUGGGACGAGCACACUGGCCAAGAGCUGGCGUGGCUGCCCGUGGCCCGGAGGGUUUGGUUAGGAAGUCAAGCCCACCGGACACGGGCAGCCACAGUAACUAUAGCAACCAACACAACAGAGAGCAACGGGGACGGGGCUGGUGGCCGCAGGAGGGUCGCUGGGUAGAAGAGGAGAGGGAAAAAAGAAGUCCCUACAUCACAAGCUCCGUUCAUGCUCUUUCAUCCACAGGAGAGGCUCAACCUGCCGGCCCACCCUCUGUCCCUGCCCCUCUGCUGUGUUGGUGGACGCCUGACCUUCCCAGUGCUGCCAGGGGGGAGCAGCCCGGAGAGUUGGGUCAUACUCAGAGGCAGACAGAGGACACGCUGUCGGGGUCUUCACAUAAACACACAUUCUAGUGCACAUAGCAACACAUGUACAGCACCUUUUCUCAGGAGAAGUGAAACAAUUAGCCUCCAGAGUGAGUGUAAGCACACAUACAUGCUCUGUUAAAGAUAUAACAUUCCAGCAAUACUGUAUGUAGAGCCAUAAAGCCAAAAUUCAUUCUCUCAGAGAGAACUGAUGUAAAUGUUUGAGUGAAGAAACAAAGCCAUAGUAUGUGUAGGUUGUUUUCUUUUUAUACAGUAAUGUGUGCAUGAUUCAGUUAUAUAAUAAUAAUUAUUGCUACUGCCAUCUUACAAGCUGGUGUGAUGAUCAUAAGACCAUCUGCUGUCGCUGGGCUUGCAUAAAGUUGCACCCCGUAACACACACACACACACACAAACACACACAUACAUAGAAGUGGCAAAGCCUCAUCAAGGUUUCUUAGAUUGAUAGCAACAACAAUCACAGUUACACAUGAAUAAACAUACAAACUGAUGAAGCUCAUGACGCCGACUGCUGUCUCUCUCUGUCUCUGAGACGGUCGGUGUGCGAAUGUCUCUGCCCCCCUAGCCCAGUGCAUCCCCCCCUCCUCAACCCUACCCCACCCACACACACACACCCCCACUGGGUCCUCCUUUGGGAGGGGUCCCUGGCUGGAGACCGAGGAUUCAAAAUGUAAAUGAAGUCGUGUUAACCCUACCCACGCCAUGUGCAUCGUAUAGUGGAGAGUAGUACUGUGGUUUGAAAAAAACAACAACAAAAAAAUUUACAACAAAAAACUUUCUUUGAAGUGUUCUGUUGAUUCUUGUUUGUCCUCCAUUUUAAUUUCCUCAGUUGUUGUUGUUCUCCGUGACCUUUUGGCUGUUUACCGUUUUAAAGUUCCCCGUCCUCUGUGAGGGGCUGUUCUGUUCUCAACACCCAAAAAAGUUCUCACGCAGCAGAUAGUGCUCGUGGCAUUUCACAUCUCAGCGUGCACAUCAGCCAGAACCAGGCAGAGCGAUAUUUCAAUCAAGAAACAAAGCAGUGGUUCCUAAACUAGUGUCACAUGUUCAACUGGGGAUGUGCCAAGAUGAUAAAUAAGAUGAGAAAAAGAAAAAACAACAUAGCUCUGCUGCACUAAAUUAUUCAAUUAUAGAAUAGUUUUAGCUUCUCUGGAGUCGAUGCACCAGCUCUUUGUAACGUAACCUAGUUAAAAGUGUUAAGUAGAGAUUUACCAAUCACUAGAUUUAAUUGCUGGCACCCAACGAACGAUUUCUUACUUCGAGAUUGCUUGAAACUUUAAUAUUUACACACGUAACAGCCAGGUGUAACUGUUGUAUAGCUAACUGAAUCAUUUGACCUGUUGACAGUGAAGAGUUUAAGAGCUAACAGAGUAUGGUCGACAUAUUUAACCUGACACUUGAUCCAAAUGCUGUUUGAUUAUAACUUAAACUGGGAGUUUUUUACCCAAUAUCCCUUAAAUUCAGAGGUGUGAACUCACGACAUAUGACAAGUAAGAAUAGAGUCACAAAUUUGAUGAUUUUAGAUUCAGCAAAAUCAAAAAAACUUUAACUUUAACACAAAUGAGUCGUUACUCCACUUGGACUUAGCCUUUUGACUUAAAAUAACUUGAUCCCUUCUCCCUAAGCCCAAAGAUUAAACAAUAUGUUGUUUAGAAAUGUGCUACAAAUCAUUUAAUUUCCCUUAAUUUCCGGAACCGACGAUUAACAGUAACGCUAUUCAUUCCUAGCAAGUCGCCACUUUAUUCCGCAGAUCCACUUUGUUUAAACCAAUCCAGCAACAUCCAAUCAAGUUGCAGCCACCACCCCCCACGCCCCCGGGUGUCCAAGAGUGGGCCAAAGCGAGACAUUUAAAACCACUUGGGAUUAGCAAGGUGGAGGCUGGGGUGGAGGAGGCAAAGCUUUGCCAGUAGCAGCAGCAGCAGCAGCAGCAGCAGUAGUGGUGUGUGGCAGCAUUGGUGUAGCAGGGAUCAGUGAGUAGGAGGCCAUUUUUAAAUGGACCACCUUGUGUAGGAAUGGGCUGUGUGGGCUGAUUACAGCUGGGACGUAUGACUUCAGUGUCCUGCAUGAACUAACUCAAAGCUUUAUUUGCAUAAAAGAAUGAUACCAAAGAUAAUUAAGUUUGCAUACAAAAACUACGCAGUGGUCAACAAAAAAUAAAUUUCAGUGUGCAAAAUGUGCAGGUUUAAAAUUAGAGGUGAAGAUGACUUCCAACAAACCUGUUUUAAUACAUAAAUACAAAAUUUGAAAUGCAUUCAUAAUUUUUGUAAUUUUAACAUAUUUUUACCCUGUUGUUAAAAUGGUUGUUAAUCAGUUAUUUCUGAUUAUUUUAUAUGGCCAACUCUUGAACACAUUUACGGAGCGACGACUGCAAGCUCGUUUAGACAGUCAUAUGUCAUCUACAAAACACACCCUCCCAAUUUGGCGGUCUAUUUAAGCUGUUAAAUUUUCCCAGUGCUCCCUUUGCAUGGUCUAUGCUGCUCUUUUAGCCCCACCUCCACCCCAGCAUCCACCUGCAGUCUCCGGCUAGGGGGGGUAUUUAAUAAUCACUCCCCAGUAUCUCAUGUAAACAUAUCUGUGGGGAGCAAUGAGACUGGAGUUUAGACGCCAAACUCUAUGUUCUGCUGUUGAAAUAAACAUACAAACACGAGUUGUCUGUUCUGAACCAUGUGUGCAGAAAUGUAACAAACUCAACCUACAUUUACAGAUGACCAACAAUUUAAUAUAGUGUUUGCCACUUUAGUUAAUAACAUCUAAAGCUUAGUGACAGAUUUAUACACAGCUGGUGCUUUUCAAUUCAUUGACAUGUGCAAUAUAUCAUGAGGAGCACACAUUGCGUCAUUUUAGGGGUCAUGCUGUAGAAAGUAGGGACCCACUGGUGUGAAGCACCUCGACAUUGUAUAAAGACAAGUUUACGGUUUGGAAAUAAUUUGCCCCAGGUAACAGAGAACCUCAAACUCUCCAAACUUUUGCAAAAUAAAUCCUGCAAACUCCAUUUUUGUCCCCAGUGAGGGAUGAUGAAACCACAGCUUCUGUGUCAGGAUGAAUAACUCAGCAGCUGUUAAAGAUUCAUGAGGCCGAAUGAGAAUAGAUGAACAAAUUGGCCUGUUUUUUUUUUUUUUUUUUUUCUCCAUUCCCUUUAACAGUGUCAGCGGCCAUUUCUGUGUUGAGAACAGGAUGUCGCCCUCAUGGAUGUCUCCUCUCCCUGAGCUGACCCUUUUGUGUUUCCAUUCCCCGGUAUUUCUCAGUGGAAACUAGGUUUUAGAAGACAGUGAGAAUGUCUGUAGUGAUUGUCGAUGGUGUUAUUGUGCAAACAUCAAUCACAAAUGUAAGCGUAGAUGAGGGUGUGUUUUCGUUUUAUCUUCUUCUUCUCCUUCUCCCCCUCUUUGCGGUCCUCCUCCCCUCUUCCCGUUCCCUGUCUUCUUAACAUUUCCACCCCUCGUUGUCCCUGUUCACAGUAUUAGGCUGGAUUAUGGUUGUGUGGUAGUAGACACGUGUCCUGUGUGGUCGGUGUUGUCGUGUUAUGAUUUGUUGCUCCUCGUGAUGCCAUCCAACACGGAGCAGUGACUGGAUCAGUGGAGACAAAAGAUGAAAGGGGUGACCCAGGUUCCCUAAAAAAAAGAAAAAAAACAUUGGUUCCCAUUUCACGCCCUACUCAUUCCCGAAAAACCACUUCUGGAACUUUCCCCGCUCUGCUCAGUGCCGCUCUGGGAUCUUUCUCUGGCUAUGAAACCCCACAGACUGUACUGUAUGUAUUUUCUCUGAUGAUAUCUUGUCACACUUUAACUUACAAAUGUAGAAAGGGGGGUUGGGUUGUUUUAAUACCGUGACUUUGAGCCUACACUCACUUUCUGCCUACUGUGGAGUCAUUUUGUCAAGGAAGCAGCUCAUUCACUGAAAACAGACAUUUUUCAUGUUGGUCAGGGUUGAAAAUAAGCGCCUGUGUCUCUUCAAGCCCCACGAGUCCUUGAAUGCCUUCCUGUCCCCUCCAGCUUCAAUUUCCUGCCAGAGAUCCAUUAUCAAAGGCUUUAGAAAUACGUUAAAAAUUUUAAUUGAUGGAGACUUUGCCAAACAAUUGUUAAGCAGCUCUCUCGUUUUAUUUAAAGGUGCCAGUACACACGGCUUUGCAGCCAAGCCAUUGCCUCAGUCUGGCUGUCAGACUCUGUGUGUUUGUAGAUACCAGUGGAGCUUGAGCUUGAUUCAUCUCCUCUGCCGUGAUACUUGAGAAAGUAGGCUGAGUGAUCCCCGCGCUCCCUCCUCCGGUUCGCCCUUGCCUGGGGUUGGUGUACUGUAGUCUAGACGCCCCAUUUACAACAGCAGCAGCAGCAACUGCAGCAACAACCGUUCCUUCCGCUGGGGACCUCUUCAAAGACGCACACCAAAAUAAGACAAACCCUUUGGCACCAAUGAUCAUGGCGUCAUUACCAGCCAAGCCAGAAUUAUUCCUUUUUUAUUAUUAUCAUAAUUUCCUAAUGUUUCAGUUGUAUUUCUCAAUUGAAGGACCAGCCCUCUUUGCUGUUGUCUCACUAUUUGGCCAAGACGACUGCAUUUCUAUGUGCAUUUUCUUGGUUUCAUGUCAUUUCUGACUCCAUAUUAGCUCUAAAUGAAUCCAUCUCCUACUCCAGAUCCUACAGCUGCUGUUGCGAUUGGAUUAGACUUGAGUUGAAUUAUCAGAGCUGAGAGGAGCAGUAAUGGGAUGACGGAGAAGUGAGCUUGGCUGAUUGGGUGAUUACUUGGCUUAUUAGUCCCAUUUCCAUAACAGACCUCGCAGAACAGUGUCUCACGCCAAGACUGGAGGCUGAAUUCAUGGUGUCAUUUUACCUUUUAUUUGAUAGAGAUAUUACAUAUGAUAGUUUUAAUUGGAGAUGGUGAUGUACUAAAGCAGUCGCUGUUAACUGACAUUCAGGUAUAAUGUGGCAGAGCAUUGCUGAAGGAUUGUUUAAAGCACCUUGAACAGACAAAUGCUUCAUCUUAACCUUGACCAGACAAAUUCCACUGCCCCCCUUUCUAUGUGGCAAUACUGAUCCCAAGUGGUCAAUGUGAGUAACAGCAACAAAUGGGACCAUACUGCCGAUGCUGAUGUAUCAGUGUUAUUAUGUGGUGGGGAAGGUAAAACAACAGCUCUGGGUCUCAUACAGUGAAACACUAAAGAGAGCAAAUUGACUGUUAGCUUCAUAAGUCAGUGCUUUACUGAUUUUUUUCUUAUAGCCAUAGCGUGACCUCCUCUCCGCUGUGGGUGUCUGGGGGCGAUGUUUGCCCUCAGCCACCUGUGAGGGAGUAAUAAGGAGAGGCCUCCAUCUGAUCAAAAGCAGCAGUUCUGACCUGGUUUGCCUGGACUCAGUCUGUAGAUUGAAUAAAUACUUUCUGACGCCCCCUCCGCCAGUCUCACGACAAACAAUAACAAACCAUGAUAAAACGUAACAGCAUUGUUCUUUCUCUGUAUUUGACUGAGAGCUGAUCGGCAAAACGGUCGGUUCCUCACAAUAGAGAAAACAAAACUUUCUUUCUUGUGGUCUUAGCAGGUUUAAUCUAUGCAUGCCUUUUGUAUACAGUGAUUGGUCUUGCCAAACUCUCACCUACACUUGUACGGAGAGCUAUGGGUGCCAUUGUUGCUGGCCAUGGGACUGGUUGAAACAGACUUCCUGUAAGAGCAGGUGGGACCAUUAAAGGGGACCUAUUAUGCUAAUUUUCAGGUUCAUACUUGUAUUUAAGGUUACUGCUAGAACAUGUUUACAUAUUUAAAUCUUAAAAAAAAAACACUUCCUCACUGUCUGUGAUGGAUCACCUGUUUUCACACUGAAAUGCUCCGUUUGUUUCUUUAAGCCCACCUCCCAAAAAAGGCCAUUCUGUUCUGACUCGUCAACGUUUCCUGACCGUAUUUUGACAUCUUUGCACUGUCACUGCAGCCGGAGAAUGACUAAGGAUAGUGGCACUUUUUUACCAUGACCGGGGAGAAUAUUAAAAACGCUAGCAACCCAGAUUAGGCUAAAUGUUUCCCUGAUGUUAGCAUGUAGCUACAUGUACAAGGAAUGACUGUAAUGGAAAAUAGAAACACUGUUAUUGUCAAAAUCUCAGAAAAAAGCUUUUAAACACAAUCAGACAUGUUUUGCUGAGAAUAUGGUCCGAAAUCAGGGAGAGUUUCACAACAUAAGCACACAAAGUUACACAUUUCCUUGACAAUAGCAUGUAGCUACAUGUACCAUUGUACUUGCAGCCGAGGAAGGACUGUAAUGGAAAAAUAGCGAUGCGCUUUACUGUAAAAAUCACAGAAAAAAAGCUUUUAAACAUUAUCAGACAUGUUUUGAUGGGAAUAUGAUCUGAAAUCAGGGAGAAAUUUCUAUCAUUGGCAACCAAGUUUACAUGUUUCCCUGAUAUUAGCAUGUUGCUACAUGUAGCAUUGUACUUGCAGCAGGGGAAUGACUGUAUCAGAGCAUAGUGGCACUAUCUACCAUGAAAAAUCAACAAGAAAAGCUUCUAAACACAACUGGACAUUCCAUGGGAAAUAUGAUCCAAAAACUGGGGAGAAAUUUACAACAUUAGCAACUGAGUUUACAUGUUUCCCAGAUGUUAGUAUGUACCUACAUGUUUUUAGCGGUGAAUUUGCAGGAGAGCAAUGACUGUGAUGGAGAAUAGCAACAAUUUUUACUUUGAAAUAUCACCAAUAAAAGCUUCUAAGCACAACCAGACAUGUUCCAGCAGGAAUAUGAUCCAAAAUCACGGUGAAAUUUAUAUCAUUGGCAACCAAGUUUACAUGUUUCCCUGAUGUUAGCAUGUAGCUACACACAUUGAUUUGCAGCCAGUGAAUGACUGUUACAGAGAAUAGCAGCACUUUCUAACAUGAAAAAUCAACAAUAAAAGUUCCAAACACAACCGGACAUGUUCCAUGAGGAAGAUGACCCAAAAAUUUACAACUUGGCAACCUAGUUUACAUGUCUCCCUGACAUUAGCAUGUAGCCACAUGUUUGUUUGUAGUAUACUUGCAGCCGAGGAAGGACUGUAACAGAAAUUGUUGUCAAUUUUUAACAUGAACAAUCACCAGUAAAAGCUUCUUAACAAAACCAGAAAUGUUCCAGCAGGAAUAUGAUCCAAAAAUUGGCGAGAAAAACAUUGGCAUCCAAGUUAACACGGUUCCUUGACAUUAGCACGCAGCCAUGUGUUUGUUAGUAGUGUACUUGCAGCCUAAGAAGGAGUGUAAUGGAAAAUAUUUUAACGUGAAAGAUCACCAAUUAAGGCUUCUGAGCACAACCAGACAUGUUCCAGCAGGAAUUUGAACCAAAAUCAGGGGAAAAUUAGCAACCUUGGCAACUAAGUUUACAUGUUUCCCUGAUGUUAGCAUGUGGCUACAUGUAGCAGUGUAGGCUACAUAAUGUAAACACUGGCAGUAGUUCACCCGGAGGAGAUGAAAAAGAAAUCGGUCACCAAAAAAAAACGUUCGUAUGGUAGAUGGUAGAAAACUUUCUUUGCUAAUGGGGAUUACUUCUACAUACAUUUACCUCAUCAUUUGAAAUUUUGGCCACAUGUGAUUUAAACAUCCUUCAUUGUAACACCAUAAGACACAAAGUACAGAGAAGCAUAAUAGGUCCCCUUUAAAGUGUUUUUAACGUGGUACAAAUUGAAGCCAGGGGCGAGUAAUCACCUGCACCUGCAUUCACGAAUAUUCAAAGAAGCGUGCAUCUUACAAAAGAAGCAUUUGUUUACUUGGGAUGAUUGUACUUUUACACAUAUCUAUCCACACACAGAGGAUGUGUAAGCUGUAGAUAAAACGAUUGAUAUUCCAAGCAGGAUGGUGGGACUGAUCAAUGCUGUAUGGGGAUAGGAUUAUUAAUGGCAUACUUUCAUUGAUCUAUCUUGAACCUUGCCACUCUCCCAGAAUCCCUCUGGAGCAGGAGGAGGCGUACAGAGCUCUUACAGACCUGGUUGGCACUCAUUCCUAGGUUUCCAUUUUAAGAUGAUUUUCCUCUUUUAAGAACGAGAUGGUGCCAGAUUUCGACUAUUUUUUCUCUCCCAGGUCUGAGCUGAUGUAACGCUCUCUUACGUCUCCUGCUCUUCAGAGGAAGCUGUCAUUACGGUAUAGCUCUGUAUUUGUUGGAGCCCUCUAAUGGAAGAUAUAGUUUAUUUCUCAAAUUUGGCUGGGGUAAACGUAUUCCCUCUUCUCUCACUGUCUUUCUCUCUCCUUCCUCUCUCUAUCUUCUCUCUCUCUUACUGUCUCUAUCAACUUGGCACCGACCUCGUUAAACAUUUCAGAACAUUUUUCAUCGAUCACUCUUAGUUUUUGCACUAAUGCACAUUUGUUCCCUGUUGACACGGUCGUUACCGACUCCUGAAACCUAGGAAUGGGUGCUGAGCGCUCCAAUUAAAUGCAGAGCUAUCAUAAAGACAAGUUGUUCGGCUUGUCAGAUUGAAUAAUGUCCUCUAAUCAAUCAUUAAAGCAUAUGACUGGCUCAUAAUAGAGUCUGUUAUACAGUAAGCAUCAAAUUUGGACUCUCAUCCUCACUGGCUGCAGGAACAUCGGACUGUACCUGAAUUAUAACAUUUAAAUCUGUGUGGAUCCUUGGAUGUGAAGAACAGAACCUGUACAUAUUAGAUCUAUUAGCCAUAUCAUGUCAUCAAAUCUGUAGACCUCCUUGCCAUGUCUGACAGAGGAAAAUGACUGUUGAACUGUAAAUAGUGUAGGUAUAGUAAUAUAGGAUUUAACUGCUGCUUCUUUUCUCCAGGGAUCACCCAUGUUUUGCUCAGUCCCAUGGCUGCUUGGUCUCAAAGGGAAGGAUGAGACAAUAAUGUACUUGUCUAUAAAACACAUAUGAGUUCUUUUUUAUUUCAAUGUAUGUUUUAUAUACUGUCUGUCUUGUAAAUGAACUCCUUUUUCGUCAUAAAAGCAUGAUGUGACUCUGUCA